GCCGACUAUAGAUGCCGCAUUUGACAGCCGGCUUUCAAGUGUUGUACUUGUCUACUAGUCACAUUAUUAAUACUCAGUCGUUUAUUAGUCCAGCACACCAUGGCUAAGGUCGAGAUCCCGAAUGUAAAGCUGAACAACGGGCGGGACAUGCCUGCCCUCGGAUAUGGGACAUGGAUGGGAGUCAAUUCCCAGUUCGUAUUCGAAACUACAGAAAUCCCAAAAAUGGAGGAUUGUCUAUCGUACGCCAUCGACAUCGGAUAUCGACAUGUCGACACGGCUCAUCUCUAUCGUGUCGAGCCUGAAAUCGGCGCUGUGAUCAACAAGAAGAUCAAGGAGGGUGUUUGCUCGCGGGAAGAUUUGUUUGUCACCACUAAGGUGUGGCAAGACCACCACCGUCCGGAGGCCGUGGUGGAGUCCUGUCGAGCCUCUCUUCGUCGCAUGAACCUGGACUACGUCGACCAGCUUCUGAUGCACUGGCCAAUGUCCAUCAGCGAUGAAGGUGUUGACGAGAAGAUAGACUACGUGGAGACCUGGCGAGGAUUCGAGAAAGUAUUGGAGAAGGGGCUCGCCAAGUCCAUCGGCGUCUCCAACUUUACCGUGGAUCAGCUGAAGCGUCUGCUGGCUAAUUGCAAAACCCCGCCGGCUACUAACCAAGUUGAGAUCAAUUUGACUCUCGGCCAAAAAGAACUCGUGGACUUCUGCCAAUCGCAAAAGAUUGUAGUCGUCGCGUACUCCCCGUUCGGAAGAAUGGUACCGAGUCGGGAGACUCCGAAUAGUCCAGAGCCGAAGCUGAACAACCCCACAAUGGUUGCUAUCGCCAAGAAGCACGGAAAAACCGUCACGCAGGUUACAUUGAGAUACUUGUAUCAACGAGGAAUAGUGACCAUCCCAAAAACAGUCACAAAAAGCAGAGUUCUUGAGAACGCAUCGAUUUUCGACUUCACACUUGACAAAGAAGACGUGGCGGCGAUCGCAAAAUUCGACAUCGGCUCUCGUACCGUUCGGCCGAUCUUCUGGCAGGACUUUACGAAUUAUCCAUUCGACAAAGUCCCAUUGGAGAAAAAUAUGGAGAUACCUCCUGCUUUCCUUAAGUGGAAGAAUGGAAAGAAUUUGAACAUUGAUUAGAUUUUAAGACUUUCGUGGUUAUUCACUAGUAUCAGGUUUCUUACCACGGUAUGACUUCUUUUU
Molecule: messenger RNA, 1188 nt
Organism: Hyposmocoma kahamanoa
Lineage: Eukaryota; Metazoa; Arthropoda; Insecta; Lepidoptera; Cosmopterigidae
Product: aldo-keto reductase AKR2E4-like
Exons: 7
Coding region: 100-1125 (341 amino acids)
Cellular component (GO): cytosol
Molecular function (GO): aldose reductase (NADPH) activity
Source: RefSeq, a predicted model, not a curated record